This is a messenger RNA of Eubalaena glacialis (North Atlantic right whale), 3238 nucleotides long. RefSeq names its product delta like canonical Notch ligand 1 (gene DLL1). NCBI's taxonomy places the organism in Eukaryota, Metazoa, Chordata, Mammalia, Artiodactyla, Balaenidae. The coding region runs from base 714 to 2882 and encodes 722 amino acids. Gene Ontology annotation, cellular component: membrane. The record is from RefSeq and is a predicted model, not a curated record. The transcript has 12 exons. Gene Ontology annotation, molecular function: calcium ion binding. Gene Ontology annotation, biological process: Notch signaling pathway; multicellular organism development; cell communication.
CUCUCGUGCCCGGUCCCCCGCCCCGGAGACUCCUCCUUAGGAAGAGGCUGCCCGGGAGAAGGGGCGGCCCACCGGGAACUGGGCCUCCGACUUCGCCCCCGCCGCCAGGCCCCGGCUGCGGCGCGCAACAGGGACGAAGGCGGGCGCCGCGGCGACCGGAGAGUUCCCGAGGCCGGACGCGGCCUCACCCGCCGGGUGGCUCUCGGCAGGACAGGGGCGCAGCGCCACCCCCGCGGGUCCCGGGGCCUCUGCGAGCUUGUGGCCGGGAGGGCAGCGCCGGGGAGCCCGGGCGGCGGCACCAGCCUCGGGCGCAGAGGGGAUUCUUGCGGUGAACGUUUUGCAGGAAUGUAAAUGAAAUCUUGAGACAAAACCAGGAAGCAGACGACCCCUACCUACUCGUGGAUUGGAAGAAAGAGGGGAAAACCGAAAGUUGCCGCGCCAGAAGCAAUCUCUCCGGGGAGCCCUUUUUUUUUUUUUCCUCGCGCAUCCCCGGAGCCGCAGUCGCCUCCGCAGGGAGGAUCUAAGGAACCUCGGCCUCCGAAAGAGCCGGAGACCGACCCUUGAGGAAAGAAGUCCGGAUAAUCCCAGCCCGAGGCAAAGCGGCGGCGCUUUCCUGCCCGCGCUCCUGGAGACACCUUCCUCCCCGAGCACUCCCUGGCGAUUUCAGAAGAGAAGGGGGACGCGAGGAGAGCGAGCGCGGCCGGCGGUGCACCAUGGGCCGGCGGUGCGCCCUGGCUCUCGCCGUGCUCUCGGCCCUGCUGUGCCAGGUCUGGAGCUCCGGGGUGUUCGAGCUGAAGCUGCAGGAGUUCGUCAACAAGAAGGGGCUGCUGGGGAACCGCAACUGCUGCCGCGGGGGCGCGGGGCCGCCGCCGUGCGCCUGCAGGACUUUCUUCCGCGUGUGCCUCAAGCACUACCAGGCCAGCGUGUCCCCCGAGCCUCCCUGCACCUACGGCAGCGCCGUCACGCCGGUGCUGGGCGUCGACUCCUUCAGCCUCCCGGACGGCACGGGCGCGGACCCCGCCUUCAGCAACCCCAUCCGCUUCCCCUUUGGCUUCACCUGGCCGGGAACCUUCUCUCUGAUCAUUGAAGCUCUCCACACUGAUUCUCCUGAUGACCUCGCAACAGAGAACCCGGAAAGACUCAUCAGCCGCCUGGCCACGCAGAGGCACCUGACGGUGGGCGAGGAGUGGUCCCAGGACCUGCACAGCAGCGGCCGCACAGACCUCAAGUAUUCCUACCGGUUUGUGUGUGACGAACACUACUUUGGGGAGGGCUGCUCCGUCUUCUGCCGCCCCCGCGACGACGCCUUCGGCCACUUCACCUGCGGGGAGAGAGGGGAGAAAGUCUGCAACCCUGGCUGGAAAGGCCAGUACUGCACUGAGCCCAUCUGCUUGCCGGGGUGCGAUGAGCAGCAUGGGUUUUGUGACAAGCCCGGGGAAUGCAAGUGCAGAGUGGGCUGGCAGGGCCGGUACUGUGACCAGUGCAUUCGGUACCCCGGCUGUCUCCACGGCACCUGCCAGCAGCCCUGGCAAUGCAACUGCCAGGAAGGCUGGGGGGGUCUUUUCUGCAACCAGGACCUGAACUACUGCACACACCAUAAGCCCUGCAAGAAUGGGGCCACCUGCACCAACACGGGCCAGGGAAGCUACACUUGCUCUUGCAGGCCUGGGUACACGGGGGCCAACUGUGAGACGGAGGUGGACGAGUGCAGUGCCAGCCCCUGCAGGAAUGGAGGGAGCUGCACGGACCUCGAGAACAGCUACUCCUGCACCUGCCCGCCUGGCUUCUACGGCAGGAUCUGCGAGCUGAGUGCCAUGGUGUGUGCCGACGGCCCCUGCUUCAACGGGGGACGGUGCUCGGACAACCCCAAGGGAGGGUACACCUGCCGCUGCCCUGGGGGCUUCUCUGGCUUUAACUGUGAGAAGAAAAUGGAUUCCUGCAGUUCCUCACCCUGUUCCAAUGGUGCACAGUGCGUAGACCUUGGCGAUGCUUACGUCUGCCGCUGCCAGGCCGGCUUCUCUGGGAGGCAUUGUGAUGACAACGUGGACGACUGUGCCUCUUCCCCGUGUGCCAACGGCGGCACCUGCCGGGACGGCGUGAAUGAGUAUUCCUGCACCUGCCCCCCCGGGUACACGGGCAGGAACUGCAGCGCCCCCAUCAGCAGGUGUGAGCACGCACCCUGCCACAACGGGGCCACCUGCCACGAGCGGGCCCUCCGCUACCUGUGCGAGUGCGCCCGAGGCUACGGGGGCCCCAACUGCCAGUUCCUGCUUCCCGAGCUGCCCCCGGGCCCCGUGGUGGUGGACCUCACCGAGCAGUACGUGGAGGGCCAAGCCGGCCCGUUCCCCUGGGUGGCCGUCGGCGCGGGCGUGGUCCUCGUCCUCACGCUGCUCCUGGGCUGCGCCGCCGCCGUGGUCUGCGUGCGGCUGAGGCUGCAGAAGCGCCGGCCGCCCGCCGACCCCUGCCCGGCGGAGGCGGAGACCAUGAAUAACCUGGCCAACCGCCAGCGGGAGAAGGACGUCUCUGUCAGCGUCAUCGGGGCCACACAGAUCAAGAACACCAACGAGAAGGCGGACCUGCACACGGAGCCCGGCGCCGAGAAGAACAGCCUCAAGGCUUGCGGCCCCGCCGUGGGCUGUAAGCUGCUGCAGGGCCGCAAGGGUGCCGCUGCCCCUGGGGAGCCCCCCAGCCAGCGCGAUGCCAAGUGCCAGCCCCAGGGCUCUGCGGGGGAGGAGAAGAGUGCCCCGACCCUCCGGGGUGGAGAAGCAGCUGAAAGAAAAAGGCCGGACUCUGUGUACUCCACUUCGAAAGACACAAAGUACCAGUCGGUGUACGUCAUAUCCGAGGAGAAGGACGAGUGUGUCAUCGCAACUGAGGUGUAAAGCGGAGGUGAUGUGGCGAAUUCCCGUUUCUCUUAGAAUACGUGAACUUCCAAGGAUAUCUGCCCCGACGAUGCUGCUGAGAGGAGCGGAGCUGCUCGUGACUGCUGCUGGGAAGCCAGGCCCUCUUCCUGCCGAGGGGCGGCCGGCAGGCGUUCCAGGCGCCUGUCGCACUGCCUUUUAGGACGUUUCCAUUGCACUAUGGACAGUUGCUUUUAAAAGAUAUAUAUUUAAAUGAAUGGACUUGAUCACUACGUAAGAAGCACGCACUGCUUGAAGUGUAUAUUUUGGAUUCUUAUGAGCCAGUCUUUUCUUGAAUUAGAAUCACAAACACUGCCUUUAUUGUCCUUUUUGAUACU